Molecule: messenger RNA, 1099 nt
Organism: Lucilia cuprina (Australian sheep blowfly)
Lineage: Eukaryota; Metazoa; Arthropoda; Insecta; Diptera; Calliphoridae
Product: vitellogenin-1-like
Exons: 2
Coding region: 119-1099 (326 amino acids)
Molecular function (GO): lipase activity
Source: RefSeq, a predicted model, not a curated record
AAAGUAUUUAAAGUAAAAUAUUUCCAAAAAACAAGAGCAGUUCACUUUUAAGAAGUGAUCUAAAUAUUUAAUUUAAAAUUUUAUAUUCAGAUUGGAAGCGGAAACUUGAUUAAGGACAAUGAAGCCUUUAAGAAGUAUAUGCCUUUUAAUAGGCUUUCUAGCUUUGGCUACAGCUAAUUCUAUGAACUGGCAAUCUAGUCGAAAUUCUAUUAAGAAUAGUAUGAAACCAACUGAUUGGUUGUCAUCAUCUGAAUUGGAAUCUUUGCCCUCUUUAAAUGAAAUCUCUCUGAAGAAAUUGGAAAGUAUGUCGGUGGACGAAGGUGCUGAUAUGCUUAAUAAGUUGUAUCACUUGGCUCAAGUCAAUGAAGAAUUUCAACCCAGUUUUUCUCCCAAGCCUAGUGAAAUUCAAACCCACUUGAUUACUCCCAACAAUCAGAAAAUCAGUUUUAAAUUAAAUGAAUUACCCAAAAUUGCCAAGGAAGCAAAGAAUUUUGGUGAUCAAGAGGUGACCAUUUUCAUUACUGGUCUACCCCAAAAAACCGAAAGAAUCAAAAAAGCCACUCGCAAAUUAGUGCAAGCCUAUAUGCAACGCUACAAUGGCGAACAUCCCGAACCAGCUAAUGUGAAAUAUGAAGACUCAAGUGAAAACAGAAAUCCCAGUUCUAGCGAAGAAGAUUAUUCGACUUCAUGGAAGAGUAAGUCUAACAAACCGGAUGGCAAUUUGGUGAUUAUUGAUUUGGGUUCAUCCUUGCCUAACUUUAAGGCUUAUGCCACAUUGGAUAUUGAAGAAACUGGUGAUAAGAUUGGUGAUAUCUUAGUGCAGCUUACCGACAAGGCUGAUGUUCCUCAGGAAAUUAUACAUGUUAUUGGUUCUAAUAUUGCUGCUCAUGUCGCUGGUGCUGCUGCUCGUCAAUAUACCCGUGAAACUGGUCAUCAAUUGCGUCGUGUUACUGGUUUAGAUCCCUCCAAAAUCUACGCCAAGAAAAGCCAAUCAUUGACUGGUUUAGCUCGAGGAGAUGCUGAAUUCGUCGAUGCUAUCCAUACAUCAGCUUAUGGUAUGGGCAUUGCAACCCGUUGCGGUGAUGCUGAUUAUAUGUAG